CGUCACCAGCCGCUAGCCGGCAUGCACAGAAAUUAAAAUUAUGGUCGCUAAAAAGGACGAUUAAAUGCCAUCCAAGGGAAAGGGGCCCCUGCAGGUGGUCCACAGAGAGGUGGACGACAUGAGGGGGAAGCUGGAGAGUCUGUUGAAAGAUGUUGAGGGUGAGGUGGAAACCAAAGAGGAGUCCUUUAGAAGAUGCCAAGAACUUCAGAUAUCUGCAGAGAAAACACUGAAACAUCUGACAAAACUGACCAAGGCCGAUGAGAUUGCUCCUGUGGGCAACUACGACCAGAGAAAACGAGACGAGCAAGGACGACUGCACAACGUCCUGGAGCAGCUGAACAAACUCUCCGUGGAGCUCUCGCCACCGGGACCAAGCACGGAGCCAUCAACAAGGUCCAUAGCUUUCAUGGUAUCAUUUCCAAAGGCCAUACUUGCAAAAAAAAAAAAUGUCCUUUUCAUUCGCAGUGAUGCCCAGAAUGAAGAUGGCGAGGACGGAACUGAAGAAAGUGACGAGGAGGACAGUGACGAAGACACCGCCCAUAAGGAGGACAGCCCCAAAAAUGAGAGUCAGGCGUCGACCGCACCCCCGCAGUCGGAGCUUUGCGUCUACACGGCGCUUAGUGAUUUCAAGGGGGACCAGGAAGGAGAUUUGACAGUUGAGCGUGGUGACAUGUUGAAAAUCCUCAAGAAGACAAGUGAUGGCUGGUGGCUGGCCGAGAAUGCCAAAGGCGACAGAGGAGUGGUGCCGAGAACAUACCUCAAGAUCGGUUCUGUCCUCGGUGACGACGACAAGGAGGAGGAGGAUGAAGAGUCCGACGAGGCUGAGGAGGAGCGAGAGGACUCAGAAGAGCAGGAAAACGAAGAAGAAGAAGAGGAGAAGCAGAGCCACACUCCUCACGCCAACUGGUCCACUUUACGAAAGGCUCUAACCGAGAUUGACGCUACCGAUGUCCUCUCCGCAAUGGGCGCCAUCCCUUCCGGGUUCAGGCCCUCCACUCUCAGUAAACUGCUGACAGACGAAGGGGCCAAAUACAGAGGAAGUCAUUUGAUGCAACCGCAGCUCAGCCAAUCACAGCUCUCCUUCAGCGACCUCUUCUUGGAUCCUGACACUGGCAGGGUGCGCCCGCGACACCCUCGAACGUGCGUUUGUUUCACCCUGUGGAGCUGCAAGAGGAUCCCCACACCCGGGGUCGGCGUCCAGGUCCUUAGCAGACACAUCCGACUCUGCGCCUUUGACGGCACUCGGGUGCUGAGUAACAUCCACACAGUGAGGGCCACCUACAACCCCAAGAGCCCCAAGAGCUGGCUUUUCUCUCCACGGACCACCGGCAUCCUGCCUACCCUCCUGGACGGAGACUGCUUCCUGCGCUGCGACGCCGACAGCCCCGAUCUCGGUAUCCUCUUUGAGCUCGGCGUCACCUUCAUCCGCAACUCCACAGGCGAGCGAGGCGACCUGAGCUGCGGUUGGGCUUUCCUCAAACUAAACGACGCUGCAGGAAAUCCACUCCCUAACAGGACAUACGAGAUGCCGGUGAGCGGCGGCACUCCUUACGAGAAGGACGUCGACACGGAGGGGUUGCUCCCUCGAUCAUCUGCGACUGGCGUGUUCCAGCAGAUGCUCAAAGCGCGGCGACUAUCCAAACUCAUCGUCAAGUUCAAGACGCCCAGCAGCCGCAUCAAGGCGCAACUCAGCCUCCUCCCCGACACGCUGCUGCACUGUCUGAGCUGCCUCCCCCUGUUGGCCAUGUAUAGACAACUGCUAGCCGACGAGCUGCUGGUGAACCGGCCCACCAUGCAGAACGCAGAUUUGAUAUUCAGUCCCGUGGUUGCCACCUUCCCGAUCCUGCUGGACCAAGUGGAUCUGCUGGAUGCGGUCAGAAGUGCCUGGAUGGAUGCGGAAAGCAACAUGAGCAGGGCACAGAAGAGAGACGAGGCGCAGGUGAAGCAAGAGUUCGCAAAGGCGUUCCAGUCGUCGGCAUCUUUCUUGCUGCACACGUCUUCUUUCCCGCCCCACCGUUGGGCCGACACUCCAUCAGAGGAGCAGCGGUCCCGUCUCAUCCUGUCCACUCUGGAGGCGCUCAAGCGGACCCGCGGCCAGUCGGAGAGCUUGGAGGUCCUGGCCGACCCCGCCCACUCUCCCCUGGCCUUUGACAUCAACGAGAUGACUUUUGACCUCCUGCGUUAGAGCAAAAGAGAGAACACAGCAAAGUUAAAUUUUUAUAAUGAACACAUUGAGAUCAGUAAAAAAAAAAAAAA
This is a messenger RNA of Syngnathus acus (greater pipefish), 2256 nucleotides long. It is a transcript of the gene nphp1, whose product is annotated as nephronophthisis 1. Bases 65 to 2185 code for a protein of 706 amino acids. Gene Ontology annotation, cellular component: cytoplasm; cilium. Gene Ontology annotation, molecular function: protein binding. The record is from RefSeq and is a predicted model, not a curated record. Gene Ontology annotation, biological process: protein localization involved in establishment of planar polarity. Lineage: Eukaryota; Metazoa; Chordata; Actinopteri; Syngnathiformes; Syngnathidae. The transcript is spliced from 19 exons.